UUCUGGGCCAAUUGUUUUGAAAUUAUUUCUUUUGUCAAUGGCGACUACUGCAACCUUUGCAAUUGGGAUUCAAAUUCAAUUUAUUAAUCAGCAUCAGAAGGUAACUGUUCCCAUCCCUAGCUCCAGGCCUUUUACCAAACACCCUUUUUCAAUCUCUACAUCUUCUUCCAUUCUCAUCCACCCAAGAAGACAGCAGCGGCGGCGGCAGCAGUUGGUUGUGGUGAAAGCAGCUGAAACCGGAAGUAUGAACCAACCCAUUGAAAAGCUUGGGGUUAAGGUCCACACCAACCCUCCCGAAUCAAAGCUCUCCCAACUCGGAGUCCGAACCUGGCCCAAAUGGGGAUGCCCUCCAAGUGAUUUUCCAUGGACAUACAGCAGCAAAGAGACAUGCUAUCUGCUCAAGGGGAAGGUGAAGGUCUACCCCGAGGGAUCGGAUGAGGCUGUAGAGAUAGCUGCUGGCGAUUUGGUUGAGUUCCCCAAGGGGAUGAACUGUCGAUGGCUGGUUUCCGAGACUGUUGACAAGCAUUACAAAUUCGAAUAACCAAAUCUUAUUGAAUAUGGCAUAACAAGACUGUUAUGAAUAAUCGUACAUGGAAAAGGAUUAUGAUGCAAAUAGGGUUUGUGAGUGAGAGACAAACCCUCUCAUCUGUUUUAUUUGUUUUAGACUUAAACUGCUAUAAUAAUAUAUAUAUCUUCAUCUGUUUUUGUUA
Impatiens glandulifera is the source of this 710-nucleotide messenger RNA. RefSeq lists its product as uncharacterized. The transcript has 2 exons. The record is from RefSeq and is a predicted model, not a curated record. Lineage: Eukaryota; Viridiplantae; Streptophyta; Magnoliopsida; Ericales; Balsaminaceae. Bases 38 to 541 code for a protein of 167 amino acids.